Messenger RNA from Aspergillus versicolor CBS 583.65, 2409 nucleotides. Its product is annotated as beta-glucosidase. The record is from RefSeq and is a predicted model, not a curated record. The coding region runs from base 1 to 2409 and encodes 802 amino acids. NCBI's taxonomy places the organism in Eukaryota, Fungi, Ascomycota, Eurotiomycetes, Eurotiales, Aspergillaceae. The transcript is spliced from 6 exons. Gene Ontology annotation, biological process: glucan catabolic process. Gene Ontology annotation, molecular function: beta-glucosidase activity.
AUGGUCUUUAAAAGACUCUCAGCCAUAGCACUCGCUGCACUCCCCAUAUCCAGCUCUUUAGCAUUCAACCACGAUGACUACCUACACAGCCCAACAGCAGACGAGAUUCCGCAGCCAAACGCCGACGGACGCGGAUGGCCCACUUCCUUCGAGCAAGCCUCAACCUUCGUCUCCCAACUCACCCUGCCCGAAAAAGUCCUCUUAGUGUCCGGCACAGAAGGACCCUGCGUCGGCAACAUCGCCCCAAUUCCACGCCUCAACUUCAGCGGCCUCUGCAUCCACAAUGGUCCCCUGGGUCUGGAGCAGGGGACAUACUCCUCCGUCUUCCCGGCCGGAAUCACAAUCGCGGCGUCGUGGGAUAAAAAAACUGCAUAUAGCCGCGGAAGCGAGAUGGCGUCUGAGUUCCGCGAAAAGGGCGCGCAUGUUUUGCUUGGACCUGUUGCGGGGCCGAUGGGGCGUUCUGCGCAUGGGGGUCGGAAUUGGGAGGGUUUCUCGCCUGAUCCGUAUCUAACAGCAGGGUUGUUUGUGGAGACGAUUAAGGGGGUUCAGGAUAGGGGUGUGCAGGCUUGUGCGAAGCAUUUUAUUGGGAAUGAGCAGGAGACGCAGAGGCAGCCGAGUCAGGAUGAAAAUGGGGAUACGAUUGAGAGUGUUUCGUCGAAUAUUGACGAUCGCACACUGCAUGAGUUGUAUCUUUGGCCGUUUCAGGAGGCUGUUAGGGCUGGUGUUGCUAGUGUAAUGUGCAGCUACAAUCGAAUCAACCAGACAUACGGCUGCCAGAACAGCAAGACGCAGAAUGGCAUUCUUAAAGGCGAGCUUGGGUUCCAGGGGUAUGUCAUGUCGGACUGGGGUGCUACUCACAGCGGCGUUGUGGCCGUCACUUCCGGUGAGGACAUGGAUAUGCCUGGGACGCCAGACUAUCCUAUCUUCUUCCACGAGAAGAUCAGCGAGGCAGUCAACAAUGGCUCCAUUACCAUGGACCGUCUGGAUGAUAUGUGUCGACGCGUGAUGGCGCCGUACUUCCAGCUGAAGCAGGAUAAGGGCUUCCCGGCAAUGGACCCUAGUAAUAAGGAGACCAAUGCUGUUUUGUUCUCGAGUCCGCAUGAGUACAAGCACAACUACACCUUCGGCCCCGAAGCCAAUGUCGACGUGCGCCACGACCACGGUCACUCCAUCCGCAAAUCCGCCGCUGAAGCAACGGUCCUCUUGAAGAACAAGAACGGCGCACUGCCGCUGAAAGACCCGAAGCGGAUCGCAGUCUUCGGCAACGACGCAGGCGAUGUCACAAACGGCAUGUCGGUGUGGUACUUCAACGACGUCGCAAACUACGAGUACGGCGUGCUGGCCACUGCCGGUGGUUCAGGCUCAGGGCUCUUCAGCUACAUCGUCAGUCCUCUGGAAGCUAUCAAGCAGCGCGUGGGAUACACAAAAAAAGCCCUGGUUCAGUAUGUCCUGAACAACACGGCCAUUAUCGAGAAGGAUAGUCCUUACAUGAAAGCACUGCUACCCUCCUCUCCAGACAUCUGCCUCGUCUUCCUCAAAUCCUGGGCAACCGAAAAUGAGGACCGCGCUUCCCUCGCCCCGGACUGGGAGGGUAACCAAGUCGUCGAAAGGAUCGCCUCUACCUGCCCCAACACCGUUGUGAUCAUGCACUCCAACGGCGUAAAUGUGCUUCCCUGGGCUGACCAUCCAAACGUGACUGCCAUCCUAGCCGCCCACCUCCCAGGCCAGGAAGCAGGGAACAGCAUCGUCGAUGUCCUCUGGGGAGACAUUAACCCGUCCGGUCGUCUGCCUUAUACAAUCGCGAAGAAAGAGUCUGAUUAUGGAUAUGCGCCAAUUGCGAAUUCCUCGGCGUUGCAAGACACCACUAAUCCAGAGGCGUGGCAGGCGGAUUUCAAAGAGGGGGUCAUGGUCGAUUAUCGACACUUUGAUGCGAUUGACAAGUCGGUGCAAUAUGAAUUUGGCUAUGGGCUGUCAUAUACCCUGUUCAGCUUGAGUGGCGAUAUCAAGAUUACUCCGCUGUCCAAGGGUGAUAUCAGCUCUCUGCCGUCAACCGCAAAGAUAGUCCCAGGGGGAAACCCGCAUCUAUGGGAUGAAUUAUAUGAAAUCACAGCGACAGUGAAGAAUACCGGGAAAGUGGCUGGUGCAGCUGUACCCCAGCUCUACCUGAGCAUGCCAGAUGAUGUUUCUCCUAAAGGAACGCGGCCGGUGAAUGUCCUGAGAGGGUUUGAGAAGGUGCGUCUUGGGGCUGGAGAGUCGCAGGAGGUCAGAUUCAAGUUGAAUCGGCGGGAUAUCAGUAACUGGGAUGUUGAGAGGCAGCAAUGGGCUAUUCCGAGGGGGAAGAUGGAGGUGAAUGUAGGGUUCUCCAGUAGAGACUUCCACGCGAAAGGGGAGUUUACGCCUAUUCCAUAG